AUGCUGUUUUCACUAUUCCAAGAAAUUGGGUUCAAUGAGAGAGUAAUUGAAGCAUUACUGGAUACCCAUGCUGCUCCCAGUGCAAGCAGGAAGAGGAAAUUGCAUCCCAGAAUCGAUUUUCUUAUGCAGUGUGGGUUGAAUUCACAGGACAUAUGUAAGUUCUUGACCAAGGCACCAUUGUUCUCAAGUCUUUCAUUUGAGGAGAAUCUAGCAUGCAAGCUGGUUUUCUUAGUGAAGUAUGGAUAUGAGAAUAGGACAAGGGAAUUGGCUAUGGCAAUGGGAGCUGUUACUCGUACCAGCUAUAUCUUAGAGAUGAGCAAGAAGCACCCUCAGGUUCUGCAGUACAACCAUGUUUCUUUGGAGGAGAAGAUGGAUUACUUGAUUGAGGAAAUGGGUCGUGAAGUCAGAGAGUUGUUGUCUUUUCCUGCAUUUCUUGGUUACAAGCUUGAUGCAAGGUUCUCGAUGAAAAGCAAGAAGCAGCAUGCUGUGAACGUGAUUGACAGCCAUAGCGAAGAAGUUGAAUGA
This is a messenger RNA of Fraxinus pennsylvanica, 525 nucleotides long. NCBI's taxonomy places the organism in Eukaryota, Viridiplantae, Streptophyta, Magnoliopsida, Lamiales, Oleaceae. The record is from the annotation of a GenBank genome assembly.